This is a messenger RNA of Antrostomus carolinensis (chuck-will's-widow), 663 nucleotides long. Its product is annotated as putative fidgetin-like protein 2. Gene Ontology annotation, molecular function: microtubule severing ATPase activity; ATP hydrolysis activity; ATP binding. The record is from RefSeq and is a predicted model, not a curated record. Lineage: Eukaryota; Metazoa; Chordata; Aves; Caprimulgiformes; Caprimulgidae. The transcript has a single exon. The annotation marks the transcript as partial.
GGACCCCCCUUCCCACUGCGGCUGCCCCCCAAAGCACCGGUCUUUGGCAACCCACCAGUGGAGGAGCAACCCAAGAACAUUGACCCCCUGGUCUUGGAGCUGGUGAACACCAAGAUCGUGGAGCGGGGGCCGCCUGUGCAGUGGACGGACAUCGCCGGACAGGUCUCUGUGAAGGCCACCAUCGAGGAGGAGCUGGUGUGGCCCAUCCUACGUCCCGGCGCCUACACCGGAACGAACCGACCACCCCGAACCAUCCUGCUGUUCGGUCCCCACGGCACGGGGAAGACCAUGCUGAGCCGGUGCAUCUCCACCCAGCUGGGCUCCACCUUACUGAAGCUCAGUGGGACAACUCUGCUCUCCACCUGGAAAACCGAAGCCGAGAAGAUCCUACAGACCGUCUUCUUCGUGGCCAGCUGCCGGCAGCCUGUGCUCAUCACCGAGGUCGAGUCUUUGCUGGUAGCUCGGGCUGGUGAGGAUGGCAGCCAGGUGAGCAACCUCAAGUCUCAGCUUCUCUCCUACUUGGACAACGUGGCUACCUCAUCCGAGCAGAACGUGGUCGUCAUCGGCACCACUUCCCGGCCCGGCACCAUGGACGAAGCUUCCCACCGGCGUUUCACCAAACGAUUCUACAUCUCCCCACCAGACAGCAUCGCUCGGCGGCAG